Molecule: messenger RNA, 951 nt
Organism: Syzygium oleosum
Lineage: Eukaryota; Viridiplantae; Streptophyta; Magnoliopsida; Myrtales; Myrtaceae
Product: isopentenyl-diphosphate Delta-isomerase I-like
Exons: 6
Coding region: 1-951 (316 amino acids)
Biological process (GO): isoprenoid biosynthetic process; isopentenyl diphosphate biosynthetic process
Cellular component (GO): cytoplasm
Molecular function (GO): isopentenyl-diphosphate delta-isomerase activity
Source: RefSeq, a predicted model, not a curated record
AUGAGAGCAAAAGUAAGUAUAAAAGCCACCAAGCACCCUGCUGAAGAAGAAGAAGAAGAAGAAGCCAAUACAAUGCCUGUGACCACUACCCUAUUGAACAACUCUCUCUAUCACCACCGUCCCCAUCUUCUCUUCUCUUCUUCUCCCUCCUCCAAGCUCCCGUGGUUCCGUUCCCGCUUGGCCCCUCGCCGACUCCGAAGCUUCGGACCUCUGUCCAUUCGCUCCGCCGCGAAUGCCGCGAUCCAUGAAGCUGCCGAUGCCGAUGCCGGCAUGGACCCGGUGCAGAGGCUCCUCAUGUUUGCGGACGAAUGCAUUUUGGUUGACGAAAAUGAUCGGGUUGCCGGUCAUGAAUCGAAAUAUAAUUGUCACUUAAUGGAAAGGAUUGAGAAAGAAAAUCUGUUGCAUAGAUCUUUCAGUGUUUUCUUGUUCAACUCAAAGUACGAGUUACUGCUUCAGCAACGAUCAGCGACGAAGGUAACUUUCCCCCUUGUGUGGACAAACACCUGCUGCAGUCAUCCCUUGUACCGGGAGUCCGAGCUUAUCGAAGAGAAUGCUCUGGGUGUGAGGAUUGCCGCACAGAGGAAGCUCUUGGAUGAGUUGGGUCUUUAUGCUGAGGAUGUGCCAGUUGAUCAAUUCAUCCCACUAACUCGCAUGCUGUAUAAGGCACCUUCUGAUGGCAAGUGGGGGGAGCAUGAACUUGACCACUUGCUCGUCAUUGUUCGAGAUGUCAUCGUCCAUCCAAACCCCGAUGAAGUCGCCGACGUCAAAUACGUGAACAGGGGGCAGCUAAGAGAGCUGGUGAGGAAAGUUGAUGCUGGUGAGGAUGGUCUGAAGCUGUCACCCUGGUUCAGACUAAUUGUGGACAAUUUCUUAUUCAAGUGGUGGGAUCAUGUCGAAGAAGGGACUCUCAAACAGGCUGCUGAUAUUGAGAACAUUCAUAAGCUCACUUAA